Molecule: messenger RNA, 3812 nt
Organism: Micropterus dolomieu (smallmouth bass)
Lineage: Eukaryota; Metazoa; Chordata; Actinopteri; Centrarchiformes; Centrarchidae
Gene: cckar
Product: cholecystokinin A receptor
Exons: 5
Coding region: 166-1533 (455 amino acids)
Biological process (GO): phospholipase C-activating G protein-coupled receptor signaling pathway
Cellular component (GO): plasma membrane
Molecular function (GO): gastrin receptor activity; cholecystokinin receptor activity
Source: RefSeq, a predicted model, not a curated record
CAUUUCUUAUUAUCUUCUUCUUUUUUUAAAUCGACUGAGAGGAAACAAAAUCCUUAUACAUCUCAUCCUUCAGGGCGAUUUAUUUUCAUUUUCUUGCUACAGCAUGGCGAAUGCUGUCCAUACAGUAUGACUGAUUUUACUUGAAGCCACAGGAGAGAACACGAAAUGGAGACGUUCACAAUCCACGACAUGCUCAUAAAUUCAACUGACUUGAACAAGAUUUUGUGUAAUUUCGGGAUCAAGAAUAUUUCCGAGUGCGAGAGCGAGCAGAAUCCCUCAACCGAACCUCAAGAUAUCAACCAGACAGUGCGGAUCGUCCUCUACAGCCUCAUCUUCCUCCUCGGCGUCCUGGGCAACAGCCUCAUCAUCGCCGUGCUGGUGAGGAACAGGCGCAUGAGGACCGUCACCAACCUCUUCCUGCUGUCCCUGUCUGUCAGCGACCUGAUGGUCUCCCUGGUCUGCAUCCCCUUCACCCUCAUCCCCAACCUGAUGAGGGACUUCGUCUUCGGCACUGGCAUUUGCAAGUUGGUCAUGUACUUCAUGGGUCUCUCAGUAAGCGUUUCCACAUUCAACCUGGUGGCCAUUUCCCUGGAGCGCUACAGCGCCAUUUGCAACCCGCUGACCUCCAGGACGUGGCAGACCAAAUCCCACGCCGUCAAGGUCAUCACUGCCACCUGGGUGGUGUCAUUCAUCCUGAUGCUGCCCUACCCCAUUUCCAGCACCCUGAAGCCGUUCACCCGCCUCAACAACAGCACUGGGCACAUGUGCCGCCUGGUGUGGCCGAACGAUGUCAUCCAGCAGUCCUGGUAUGUGUCCCUGUUGCUGCUACUCUUCCUGAUCCCUGGGAUUGUCAUGAUGACAGCCUAUGGACUCAUUUCCCUGGAGCUCUACCGGGGCAUCAAGUGUGAGGUGUCCAGCAGGAAAUCUAGCAGAGACAGACAACUCAGCACUGGCAGCAUCAAGGCCGGUGACAGUGAUGGCUGCUACCUGCAGCAGUCUAAAAAGAAGAGCAUCGCAAAGAGUACAGGCAACUCCAGCACCAAGCCCAUGGUGGGCCGUGUGUGCGGCAGCAGCUCUACAGCCAACCUGAUGGCCAAGAAGCGUGUGAUCCGCAUGCUCCUGGUCAUUGUCUUCCUCUUUUUCCUGUGCUGGACUCCCGUCUUUGUGGUCAAUGCGUGGCAGGCGUUCGACCGACGCUCGGCCUACCGCCUGACCGGCGCACCCAUCUCCUUCAUCCACCUGCUGUCCUACACCUCGGCUUGUGUCAACCCCAUCAUUUACUGCUUCAUGAACAAGCGCUUCCGCCAGGGCAUGCUGGCUACAUUCACCUGCUGCAGCUGCUUACGGAGGAGCGGCGGAGCGAGCAGCAGCUUAGGGAGGUCAGCUGGAAUCGGAGCGGCUAAGGGGGAAGCGGGCAGAUCAAGAGCGGGGCCAAAGACCACUGAGCAGAAUGGCCAUACCCCGCCUAGCGGAGCCAGCACACGCCUCACCUGCACCGGCAUCCGUGCAUCCGCCUGGAGUGAGCUGACUUAAACUGGAUUGAUAUGUAUGUGUGUGUGUGUGUGUUUGUUUGUUUAAGUGCUCUGGCCUGAGUGCAGACACUUAAAGGGAAUCUGUAGUAUGUCAUUUCUUUAACGUAAAGCCCUCACAGUGCUUAUAGGACUAGUUUAUGAGCAGCUAUGUUGCUUUUGUUUGGAGUGUGACAUGACGUGGGUAUGGUAGUUAACGACUGUGGAGCAGAAGUGGUGUCCACUCAGUGCUCUCACAGCAGAUCAACACAGCCAGAUGUUUCCCUAAAGCUCGCAGUGUCCUGAGUGGAUGCCUGGCCAUAUAAAGCCUCGAAAAUACUCAAGUCUGGCAUAGCAAGGGAGUGUUUUUAUAAAGCAGAAUACCAUUUUAUGUAGUUUACCACUCUCCAUAUAGGCUACUCACAUUUCCAUGUGAACUGACCAUAUGCUGUUGAAGAUUGUGCCACAUGAUCAAAAGCUCUUAAACAGCUACUUAAUAGGUAACUUUCUGGUGAGAUUGUUUUGUCAACUGCUGUUUCCAAAGUGAAGAUUGAACCAUACCAGUGUUUUUGUCCUUAAUAAUGUAUAAUUUAAUGUUUAUGUUUUUUAAUCCACCCUCAUGUCUGUGUGUGAAGUAUGCAGGUUGAGAUGGCAGGCAGUUAGCUUAGCGAUUAGCAAUACUGGUAGCAGGGGAAAACAGCUAGCCUGUACAACUACCAACGCCUCUAAAGAUGAUGAACACUAUGUGUCUCUUUUGUCCUAAUCCUUAAACAGAAAUAGUAUAAACAGUAAGCUGUUCCUGUUGAUGUACUAAUGCGCUGUAUGCUAAGCUAAACUCAAGCCCUCCAGGCAAUGGAUCCAUAUUUAACAGAGAAAGAAAGCAAAUAAGCUUAUUCCCCAAAAUGUCAACAAAUUCCUUUUAACAUUCACUGUGAUGGACUACACUAGUCCAACAUUUGACUUUCUGUAUGGAAAUAACUGCAAACUAAUGGCGGCCUGCAAGAUGGGAAAAGACAUUUAAAAAAACACAAAAUCAUCAACAGUAACGUAAAUUAGUCAUGAUUUGUAGGAAAUUGGCUAGAACGUCAAAAAUCUUUUUAAAUUUUUUUCAGACUCAUAUUUGUAAGCAGGCUUUUAUUUGUGAUCUUCAGCAGCAGCAGCAGCCUGUCACACUGACUCAGAGGUUCUCAAACGGGGGGGGGGGCUAGAGCCACUUCAGGGGGUUGUGGAUGUUGAGCGGAGCCAAAGUUGCAUGAAAAUGAUUCAUGUUGCGACAUAAACAAGGCUAUUUUGCUAACCUGAAUCUUGUUUAUUCCAAUUGCCUGUAUUGUUAAUGAUUGAUAAAAAUGAACUUUUUGGCCUCUGUGACAGAAAAACUUGGGAGAACCUCGGCACCAACUGUACUCAGUAGCUUCAAAGCAGCCCUCCAGUGCACAAAGAGUUCUGCUCUCAUCCUUGACCCACUCUGUGUGUGUGUGUGUGUCUGAGGGGGUGGUGCUGUGUGUACUACAGGAACUGGAGAGGCCUUAUCAUUUAGUGGGACUUUGAACACCUGUCUCUCCACCUCUUCUUCAAAGAGUGAAUUCCCGGCAUUACCCACCUGAUUUCCACUGAUUCAUACUGUUAAAUAUAGCAGAGUUAAUGUAGCAUUUUAUUUUCUUGUUUCAACACUGUAUGUUGCGAGGUUAAUUGUACAGCCUCAGUGUUGCUGUAUAAAUUCCUACUUUUAGGUUUUGACGCAUUAAUGAAGAUUUUUGUAUUUUGUUUUGUUGCAUGAUAAACCUGCGGGCACAUAGUUGAAUGUAAUCCCUGUGAUUUUACAGGUUUGUCAUAUACAUCUGGAAGUGGUCCUGGGAAAGGUAGUGUAUUCCUUUGGUUAUGUACAGACACAAAACGCAUCUCCGCAUAACCAACGUCUGGGUUGACCAUAUAAAGACAUUGAGUGCAACUGUGUCGGCAAAGACUCGGGGCAGAGAAACUCGGAGCUUUUAACAGCUUUAAUAAAAGUGGCUCUAAAAGGACAGAGGGCAUUAGGGCCCAGCCAGACAAGUGGCAGAAAUAAAAGGGGGAAUCUGCUGGGACUACUUCCCAGGGAUAAGAGCUCCAUUUGGGCUUGGUAGAUGCCCAAAGCCCUUCCCAUCUUCACCCUGCAGCCACUGGGAGAUGCUUAACUGUCACUAGAGGGGGAGAUGAAAACAGCUUAACAAGAUGUUUAUACUUCACAUAAAAGAUACACAAGUCUGUGUUAUUUGUUUGUUCUUUUCCAGCUAAAACCUGAAUUAUUUGGGUUUAAAGUGUUUUUAA